CAUCGAAGGAACUAAUGAUCUUGUCUAGUUCAAGUGUAGUUCAACUAGUACAAGCCUAGCACAAUAACAUUAUUAAUAUUGUAAUCAUCUCAACAUUGUAGUGUUCCACUUAGUAUGGUAGAUUUGUAUGACUUUUUUUUAAUAUUGAACUUAAUGAUGUAUAAUAUAGGUCAUUACUGUUUGAAGUAUGAAUUUUUGUUGCAAUGUUAUUCACCUGCUGUUAGGACUUGGAGAGUGUAUGAAAGGAAGAGGGUAAGGCAGAAUAAUGAUAAUAACUAACUGUUUUACAGUUAGUUUAUGAAAGAAUAAUGAUAAUAAUUAACUGUUUUACAGUUAGUUGUGGACAGGGGUGGGAAUAGGUCCUUUAUACAGACCCUUUGUUUGUUUUAGAGGGUGGUUAGAGAUUUGAAUGUUAAAUAACCGGUCUUUGCACCAGGUGAAGGAGGUUAGGCUCCUCUGAACAAUGUAUUCUGGAACCUUGAAGUAAAUACAAUUCUGUUUCUUUUCAUACAAUUGUGUCCUGUGUUUACCAUUGAGAGGGUGAGAAGAAAAGCAUAGUUAGGAAUUCUUUCCCGAAUACCUAACAAAGUGGUUCGACCUGCCGGAUCUCUGUGGAGGAAAUAACGAGAACGAUGGAGGGAAGAGUGAAAGUGGUUGAAGGGAAGAUGGAACAUUUGGAAUUAGCGGUGAACGGGUUGAAGGCGGAGACUGUAGCGAAUUGUCAAGAGUCGAUAGCCAUGCACAAGGACAUCCAAGAAUUGAUACGGGUAGUUGAGGAGCGCCACAAGCAAAUAGAGGAAAGAUCUGAUGGGAGUCAAGACUCUAUAAAUCAUGAUGGAGGAAACCAGUGUUUUGGUAAUGAGGGAGAACGAUCGGAUAAUUUGCCCAAUUGGAGACGAAGGGUAGAAUUGCCUAUUUUUGAGGGAACUGACCCCUUGAAUUGGAUUAACAGGGCAGAGAAGUUUUUUGCAAUUCAAAAGGUGGCAGAGGCGGAAAAGGUUGAACUGGCGCAUAUCAGUGUGGACGGAAGCGUCGGUUAUUGGUUUAAGUUUUGGAUGGAUAAGGUGAGUGACCGUACCUGGGUGAGCCUCAAGGAGGCGUUGUUGAUCCGUUUCGAGAGUCGUCCUUGUGGUGGAGUCUUUGAAAGAAUGGCGGCGAUCAAACAAACGACCACUGUGGAGGAGUAUGUGAAGGAGUUUGAAGCGUUAGCCGGACAAACCAAGGAGUUUUCCGAUAAUCAACUGUUGGGUUAUUUUUUGGCUGAACUCCGCGAGGAGAUUAGGUGUCAGAUGAGGCCCUAUGAUCCACGUGAUCUGAUGACGGCGAUGAGGAUCGCGCGUAACGUUGAGGAGGCGCUACGUGGAUUGGGUUUGCUAGGAUGGUCUGGGGCAAAGAACCCAUCUUUAUGGGGGCGAUCGGCAGGAGGAGGAGCAGUUGUGGCUAGGACAGAGCAGUCGAGAAGUCUAGUGAAAACGUCACCAACCGAAAGCGUUGGGUCGGUAAAACGUGACAGCGCGAUGGGAAACAAACCAGUGAAAGGAGGAAGUUACAACGGAAGUGAUGGUCGGAGUCGAAACACGAGAAAUCUGCCCUAUCCUGAGUACCUGAAACGUAGAGAGGAAGGCAGAUGUUUUCGUUGUGGGGGUCCCUUUAGCCCUGGGCAUCGGUACCCUGAGAAGAGCCUGAGAGUGGUGUUAUUGGCUGAAGAUGAAGAGGACGAGGAAGAGGGAAUGGUGCCGGAGAUAGAAUCGCCAUGCAAGGAGUUGUCAACUUUCUCAGCCGGUGGGCUAACACAACCGAAGACCUUGAAGCUGCAAGGGAAGGUGGGGGAGAGAGCGGUGUUGAUAUUGGUGGACAGUGGCGCGAGCCACAAUUUUGUUAGUCUAAGGUUGGUAGAGGAGUUGAAGUUAGAGAGGGAAGACACACCACCUUAUCAUGUCAGUUUACGGUGACCCAAAGUUGGAUCGAAGGGUUAUAGAGUCGAAGCAUCUGUUAAAGAUGGGAGAAGUAGAAGCAUGUGCUCUAGUUUGGAGUUUGGAGAGCACAGAGUCAAGUAAGGGUAGAGAAUCAGAAGAGGUUUUAACUGAGAAGCAGAGGAGGGACAUGGAGGGAAUUUUAAUUCAAUACGCAGGGGUAUUUCAGGUACCCCGGGGUUUGCCACCUAAUAGAAAAGAAACACACCAGAUUUUUCUGAAGGAAGGAACCGACCCAGUAAACGUUCGACCAUAUCGCUAUCCACACGUCAUGAAGGAGGAGAUUGAACGACAAGUGUUGGAAAUGUUGCAUGCGGGAAUAAUCCGACCUAGCAUAAGUCCGUAUUCGAGUCCAGUGAUCCUCGUGAAGAAGAAAGACGGGAGUUGGCGGUUUUGCAUCGACUACCAGGCUCUUAAUCAAACCACCGUUCCAAACAAGUUUCCGAUCCUCGUCAUCGAGGAGCUUCUGGACGAGUUGGCCGGUGCAAUGUAUUUCUCAAAGGUAGAUCUCAAAUCGGGGUACCAUCAAAUUCGAAUGGCGGCGGAGGACGACCAGAAGACAACAUUCAGGACGCAUUUGGGGCACUACGAAUUUCUGGUGAUGCCUUUCGGCCUCACCAACGCCCCUGCAACCUUCCAAAGCGCUAUGAACGAGUUGUUUCGACCGUUUUUGAGGAAGUCCGUGCUCGUCUUCUUCGACAAUAUUCUUGUAUAUAGUGCGUCUUGGGUUGAGCAUUUAAAGCACGUAGAAGAAGUUCUGGAACGUUUACAGGAACACAAGUGGGUAGCCAAUUCCAAGAAAAGUGAGUUUGGGAAAACUUUGUUAGGUUCCUUUGUUCCAGGAACCGAACAACAACUUCCAGUUUUCACACACACUCAACAAUAAUCAAACAGUAAGCAAAGAUAAAGAAAUAUGUAUGAAUGUGUAAUUCUAUUUCCUCUGUAAUGGAUAGAAAAGGAAAUACAAGUAUCACUAUCUUUCUCCCAAGGAAGCCUCCCUUCCUCCACUGGCCAAGAGGUCCAGUCUCAAUACCCAAAAUAAUAUCUGAUCCACUCUCUCCCAAAUCUGUUUAUUAUUUAUAUUCCCUCUCUCUCUUCUAACAACUUAACCACCUUCUCCCGCUACUUAUUUCAUCCCUUUUUUACCCCUUCUCAUGUAAACCUUUUUUACCUAACAUUACCCACCCCUAGUAAAAAAUAUUAGAUUUUGUUAAAAUUAAUAGAAAAGAAGACAUUAAAUAAAAAAAUUAGAAGAAUAUGAACUAGAAAGUAUAAAGGAAGAAAAGGAACAGAAUCCAAGGAAGAAGAUUGAUGCCCAACUUUGUAGCAUCUUCAAAUUCAUUCUUAUGGCUUGUUUGAUAGGAGGAGUGGAAACAAAGGCAAUGAAUUCAAUUGGAUUUUUUUUCUAGGAAAAAAAUGGGAAGGGGGAAUGAAGUAGUUAAUGGGUCUCACUACUACUUUUCCACAAUAUUACUCCCCUAUCAUUGUUGGGUAUCAAAGAGGGUCAGUCUCACUUUGUCAAUGCCAGGUCAGUUCACCAGUGACUACCACAGUCCACCUUGUUCUCUCCAUUGAGCACCUAGUUGUCUUAUCAAGUGAUGUAAAACCCUAUAGUCACCAUCAUCAUCUGCCAUCGAAUGACAUGUAGACCCCAAUAGAUUUUUUGAUACCCGAUUUGAAGUAGCCCUCGAAGCAAUAAAUAAAACUACUGGUCACCUCUGCCAGCACAACAUCUUUGUCCCACCAACCUAAAAUGAUGUCAUGUUGCCUCUAUCGAUCUCAUCGGCCUCUCUUCUCCUAAUUCCAACCUCCUUUUCUACCUUUCCCACUGAUUGGAGUUUGAAUCCAAACACAUUGAAAGUUCCUCUUUUACUAAUGUUCUCUCUGUUGUACAUUGGUUCUCUCUGUUUUUUAUUUGCAAUGAUAUCUGGACCUGUUCACUCAAUUUCUAGGUCACCCACAACUACUUCAAAGAACCUCAAUGGGAAAAAUUAUUUGUCUUGAUCUGCUUGGGUUGAACUGUGGUUUCCUAUUAUUAUGGUGAAUCAUCCGUCACAAGAAUUAUUUGCCUUUACUCAACUUCUAGGUCACCCAAAACUAUUGAAUCAUUUGUCACAGUAUCUACUAGCUAAGAGGAGGUAGUGGAGAUAGAGUACAAAAUGGUUGCAAAUGUCCUCAGUGCACUUAUUGUAAGAGGAGGGAUUACGCUCAAGAAAACUACUUCUAUAUACAUGGCUUCACAGAUAAGACAGGAAUGCCAGGAAUAUUUGUGAUUACAGCCCAGCAAUCAGGCACAAGCUUCCAACCAAUAUGGUUUGUCAAAACCUUGCAUCUCCUAAAGCAAGGAAGGUCAAAGCCCAUGGAUAAUUGAUUCCUAUACUUUAGAUCAUAUUUCUAGUAAAACCUUCUGAUUUUCUUCCAUCUCUUUUCCUAGAGUUGUCUUCAACGUGAUUCUAUUUAAGAUUAAUAACUACUGUUUAUAGUGUGCAUAAAACACAUACAUUCUUGUCAUAAGUUAUAGUGUAAAGUUGAAAAAAUGUUGGAAGAAAUUUAUAACGAGGAUACAUUUUUUUAUAGCUGCUUUUGGUGCUAUUUUUUAAUUAGACUAUUUUCUCGUUGAAAGAAACAUUAUCAUUAUAUUUGAUAAAAUUACUAAUUAGGAACCACACAAGUUCUUUAUAUAAAAAUAAUAGUUUAAUCUAGUAUAUGUGGACAUGGUUCUCUCACACUAACAAAUCUUUUUAUUCCUCCAGAAUGUUAGGAUAUUUAUCCUAUUUAUCAUGAUUAUAUUGUGUCUAGGGUUACUCUAAUUAUCAUGAUUAUAUUGUGCCAGAAUUACUCUAAAUAUCAUGAUUAUAUUGUGUCUAAGGUUACCUUAAUUAUCAUGUACUCUUGUAUCAAUUUAUUCUUAUAAAUGGAAGAUUAUGAGAGAGACAAUCAAAUCCUCUAGAAUUAUUUUACAGUUUAAUUCUUAAGUCUCGAGAAAAUCCUUUCAAAGCCAUUCUUAGAAAAUCACCUAUUUUCUCAAGUAUUUUUAAAAUUGUAUUAUUUUUGUAUAAUAGAAAUGGGGAUACAUAGGCGUGUGAGUAUUUGUGUUUCUUGUAGAUAGAAUAAAACAAUUAAUUCAAGAUAAUGAUAUUUAUCAAUUUAAUUGUAGGCUAAAUAUUUAAUUGCAUAAAUUGCACUAACACCAUUUAUACUUCUUGAUUCUUUAAUGCAGAUUAGGUGUUUCAUUUCCUUCUCUGCUUCCUAAUGUAAAAUAAGUAUGUCUACUGAAUCAUUGUUUUGACAGAUAUUCAAGAAUGCCACCAAAUUUGUUGCCUCUUGUUGUUACAUCUAUUAGGACAAGGAUUGAAGAAGGAUUUUGGUUGAAAAGUGAACGAAGUGGUCUGCUGGCUGCUGCUAUUGGUUGCUUGGCGUUAGCUUUGUCUACCUCGCCAUCUUCUGCUCAAAUAAGGAAUAUGCUCUGUCACGAGGUUUCUUCAGGCCCGUGAGAAUGCUACAGACACUUCCACAGUUUCUGAUGGUUAUGCGAAGAUGUUUACAAUUUUUAUUCCACUUCUGGUGGAUGAGUGUAAAGGAUGAGCGUGAGCGUGAACCUGUGAUACAAACAGUAGCCUUAGCACCUCUUGUGGACGCUCAGAAAUUGCAAGGAGGUUUGAAUUAAUGACAAAUAUCAAGCAUGUGCAGCCAAGAAAAAGGGAGUUUCUUUUAUAUGAAAUGCUUCUGAUAUGCUUAAAUUGUGUUGUAUGACCUGUAAUUGAUAGGAUUAUAAUUGUUUGAUCUGUUGAAUUAGUGGAAUUGUUUGUGCAGUAUCAGUUGAGACAUUAUUUUAGAGCAAUAAGCAUCAAUUCUGUGCAUCAAGUUUACAAGAUCGAGAAAGGGAAGUUCUAAUUGCUUUAUCUUUUUGUGCAAACUGGUUUGGUUUAGGGUGUAAGUGACAACAGCCUUGUUCGUUUGUGUUACAGGAUUGGAACAUCAAGCUUCAUAAUGAGAUCAAACUAGUUGAAAGCCACAUUUUGAUCUAAUGAAACAUUGCAGCAGUGGACCAGUGGACCGUACCAAGAAAGUAGCGUAGCUUAUGUUUUUUAUUUUCCUUGUAUUUGAUUUGUAAUGGGUUUGUGUCAGCGUAUUGUUACUCUUAGUUUUAGUUUUGGUUUGUAAAAGGCCUUUUAUAAAGUCCAAGUGCUUUGGAGGAGUUUAGUGCUCUUUCCAACUCUUGGCAACUUUGAUUGCUCUUUUUGAAUUGGACAUAGCUAGACAGGUGAGUGUGUCUUGUUAGUCAAAGUUACAAGCUUCACCAUAGUAUUUUGUCUUUGCAUUUUGUGAUCACGUUUUAGGGGUUAUUAGAGUCCGCUAAUUGUUUGUGUUUGUUUGA
Messenger RNA from Vigna radiata var. radiata (mung bean), 6351 nucleotides. RefSeq lists its product as uncharacterized. Lineage: Eukaryota; Viridiplantae; Streptophyta; Magnoliopsida; Fabales; Fabaceae. The record is from RefSeq and is a predicted model, not a curated record.